Ctenopharyngodon idella (grass carp) is the source of this 3896-nucleotide messenger RNA. Its product is annotated as fap1 adhesin-like. The transcript has 3 exons. The coding region runs from base 108 to 3569 and encodes 1153 amino acids. Lineage: Eukaryota; Metazoa; Chordata; Actinopteri; Cypriniformes; Xenocyprididae. The record is from RefSeq and is a predicted model, not a curated record.
GGAACUAUAAAAAGACCAGUUCAGUAACAAUUUCACAUUGUUUGUUAACUUUUUUUCCUUUUUGUAGUUGGUGUGUUGAGGAUGGUUAAUAGUAGUUUUGGUUGGAUAUGGGUGAUGCUACUAUGCAAUUUUUAAAGUUUUUUUUGGUAGUACUCUUAAGCCUUGUUCGUGACAGUACUUCUUCUAAUGUUUAUGGUUAUAGCUCUAUCACCAAUGGAGGCUAUCCUGGAUAUUAUAACCCUAAAGUGGAUAAUGUUAAGCAACAGAUUUUCUACAGCUGGUGUGACCCAAAUGUAGCACAACCAACCAGGCCCCUGGGUUCCAAGAACACUUAUAGCGCUGCAGUUAGGGGAGGAUAUGGUACUGGAAGCCACAGUUCUCAGACUGGCUCUUUGGGUGAAAAAUCUGGUUUUGAUUCUGACACUAGAAGCCAGCUUCAGGGACCUCAAGUUGCUUCAGCUGGAAGUGGCAGUCUUGUUUAUGGUUCUGUAGGUAGUGCAGCGAGCAUGGGCACAUCAGGGUAUGGUUUAAGUCCGUCCGCUAGUGUUCAAGGCUCUGACACCAUGUCUUCUUCCUUGGUCUUGAUGCCAUUUCAGCAAACCAAUGAUUCUGUUCCUAAGCCUGUGCAGCUAACUUCGCAAAUUUCACUGCAAACCAGCAGUGAGCCUAUGGCAAAGCCCAUCAGUCAACAGCUAGUGCAGACCAUAUCCCAGAUCAGUGGUGAGCGACUAGCACAAUCAGUCUCUGGAACCAUACCCCAGUCUAGUGACCAACAACUAGCACAAGCCAGCUCCCAGUCUGCAGUGGACCGUAGGCAGAUGCUUAAGCCUCAGAGAGAUAGACUUUGGCAAAUUGGUUCCAAACUUUUUUCAGUUUCCAGGCCAGUUCAGUAUCCAAGCUUUGGCUUUCCCAGGCCUUUGCAGCCAAAAAAUGAGUCCAUGUCACAACCCAGUUACCAAAUAGUGGAACACGAAGGUCAGUUAGUCAGCCAGCAAUUAGCUGAGUCCAGUGACCAGUCUGUGGUGCAGGCUAGUGGCCAGCAACCAGUACAAAACCUCUACGAAGCCAUAGUUCAACCAAGCGGCCAGCAGCAUGCACAGACCAGCGGCCAACAACUAGCUCAAGCCAUUUCUCUGUUAGUGUCUCAGCCCAGUGGGCUGCAAGAAGCACAGGCCAGUUCCCAGUCUGUGGUCCAGCCCAGCAACCAGCAACUAGCUCAAUCCAGUUCUCAGUCUGUGACUCAGCCCGGUGGACUGCAAGAGGCACAGGCCAGCUCCCAGUCUGUGCCUCAGCCCAGCAGCCAGCAACUCCCACAGGCUGUUAACCUCUCUAUGUCUCAGCCUAGCAAUCAACCAGUGCAAGCCAGUGGCCAGUCCACAGCCCAGACCUCCAGCCAGCAAGAAGUACAGGCCAGCCAAUCUGUCUCCCAGUCCAGUAUCCAGCAACCAGCACAGGGUCGCUAUGUGCCUAUGACUCGGCCCAGUGGCCUGACUAUUUUCAAGCCCAAAAAAGGUAGAUUUCAGUUUGGCCCCAAUGUCUUUUCUAGUACCAGGCCACUUCAGAAACCAAGUUUUAGCUCUGUAGUUCAGUCCAGUAGCCAACAACCAGCACAAGCCAGCUACCAGUCUGUGGCCCAGCCCAGUGGGCUGCAACCAGCACAAGCCAGCUACCAGUCUGUGGCCCAGCCCAGUGUCCAACAACCAGCACAAGCCAGCUACCAGUCUGUGGCCCAGCCCAGUGGGCUGCAACCAGCACAAGCCAGCUACCAGUCUGUGGCCCAGCCCAGUGUCCAACAACCAGCACAAGCCAGCUACCAGUCUGUGGCCCAGCCCAGUGGGCUGCAACCGGCACAAGCCAGCUUCCAGUCUGUGGCCCAGCCCAGUGUCCAACAACCAGCACAAGCCAGCUUCCAGUCUGUUGCCCAGCCCAGUGUCCAACAACCAGCACAAGCCAGCUACCAGUCUGUGGCCCAGCCCAGUGUCCAACAACCAGCACAAGCCAGCUACCAGUCUGUGGCCCAGCCCAGUGUCCAACAACCGGCACAAGCCAGCUACCAGUCUGUGGCCCAGCCCAGUGGGCUGCAACCGGCACAAGCCAGCUACCAGUCUGUGGCCCAGCCCAGUGGGCUGCAACCGGCACAAGCCAGCUACCAGUCUGUGGCCCAGCCCAGUGGGCUGCAACCGGCACAAGCCAGCUACCAGUCUGUGGCCCAGCCCAGUGUCCAACAACCGGCACAAGCCAGCUACCAGUCUGUGGCCCAGCCCAGUGUCCAACAACCGGCACAAGCCAGCUACCAGUCUGUGGCCCAGCCCAGUGUCCAACAACCGGCACAAGCCAGCUACCAGUCUGUGGCCCAGCCCAGUGUCCAACAACCAGCACAAGCCAGCUACCAGUCUGUGGCCCAGCCCAGUGGGCUGCAACCAGCACAAGCCAGCUUCCAGUCUGUGGCCCAGCCCAGUGUCCAGCAACCAGCACAAGCCAGCUACCAGUCUGUGGCCCAGCCCAGUGUCCAACAACCAGCACAAGCCAGCUACCAGUCUGUGGCCCAGCCCAGUGGGCUGCAACCAGCACAAGCCAGCUACCAGUCUGUGGGUCAGCCCAGUGUCCAACAACCAGCACAAGCCAGCUACCAGUCUGUGGGUCAGCCCAGUGUCCUAAAACCAGCUCAAACCAGCUACCAGUCUGUGGCCCAGCCCAGUGGGCUGCAACCAGCACAAGCCAGCUACCAGUCUGUGGCCCAGCCCAGUGUCCUGCAACCAGCACAAGCCAGCUACCAGUCUGUGGGUCAGCCCAGUGUCCUAAAACCAGCUCAAACCAGCUACCCGUCUGUAUUCCAGCAAGUUAGGCCGCAGGAUGCACAAGCCAGCAGCCAACAGUCUUAUGCCAGCUACCAGUCUGCACUCCAGGAGAGUGGACAAACUGUUUUCAAGCCAGUGAAGUCCCAAGGCGGACAACUUUAUCAGAUUGGCUCCAAGCUUUAUUCAUGUCAGGAGUUUGUAUCGCAGCCCAGUUACCAGCUUGCAGCCCAACCAGGACAGACUAGGUAUCAGCCUCCAUCCAGACCUAGUUCUCCAUCCUUGGCUCAGCGUAUCGAGUCUGUUGUACAGGCCAGUUACCAGGCCCCAGUGAAGCCUGGGCAGCCUACCUAUGAGUCUGUGGUGCAACCCAGCCACCAAGUCCCUCCCAGACCACUGCAAUCCACACUCCAGUCUGUUUUCAGACCAGCUCAGCUGCCUGAACAGCCAAGCUACCAGCCCCUAGUGUUUCCAAGCCGACCGCCUCUUGCUCCAAAGGUACAAACAAGCUUCUUGCCUCUCAGCUACCAGCCUCAAAUACUACCUAGCCACCAGUCUUUAGGUCAGUCUGGCUACAAUCCUCAAGCCAUGCCGGUGCAGUCCAGCUACAAGUCACAGGCAAGUUCUGAAACAGUUUCUCAGUCUGGAUACCAGAUGUCUUCAAUGGCAGGGCAGUCUGGUUUCCAGCCUGAAACUCUGCCCAGCCACCAGUCUCUAGCUCAACACAGCUAUUGUCCUGCAGCCAUGCCAGUGAAGUCCAGGUACCAGCCCUAGGUGCAGUCAAAUUAUGAGGCCAUCUCUCAGCCUGGAUUCCAGACCUCAUCAAUGCCUAGGCAAUCAAAUUACCAGUCCGUAUCCAGAUCAAGUUCCAAAGCCCUGGUGCAGCCCAGCAGUCUCAAGUCUUCAAGCUAUGAGUCAAUGUCACAGUCAGUGCAACCUACACUUAAGUUUUCAACACCACUGAAUUACAGGUCUGUCACAGGUCAAAAUGCUCCACCUGCUUGAAGGCAGCAUUCAGCCCAGAGCAGGUUCAGGCUCUUGCAACAAUAGCUGUUUCAUGUUUUUGUGUUUUGAAACUAUCAAUAAAAUCAUUGGCAAAUG